CAAAAAAAGCUCAAAAAAAUUUUUAAAAACUUAUUCAAAGUUUAGGAUACUUUUUGCCGCGAAAUGAGUGGCCGUCGCGCGACACCUAAGGGAAAGCCUACGGUAGUGAACAGCGUGUUGAGAGCAUCCCUGUCCAGACACCGUAAAAGUAUGGACCUAUUCAAGGCCUGCCUAUAUUAUAUCGAGGGUCUCAUGCAAGCCGACUACCAGGCCCUGGCGGGUGUGGGCGCCUGUAUGCGCGCGUUCAUGACUGGCCGGCAAAUACCUAUUUCGGAGGCCUCCGGGCCGCCCACCACUGAGACGGCGAUAUAUAGCGCUAUCAUACUUACGGCCCACGUGUUGGACACAAUAGUGAAGCCGGGGGACGGCCUACUCAACGCCUACAGCGGACCAGACGUGACGGCUCUGCGCGAAGCCAUCGCCGCCUACAAGGCCUACCUCGAGGCCAACCCUCCGGCCUUUCCCGGUGCCGCUCAACCACCAAAUCAUUCAAUGGCAACAUAA
This is a messenger RNA of Oppiella nova, 504 nucleotides long. The record is from the annotation of a GenBank genome assembly. Lineage: Eukaryota; Metazoa; Arthropoda; Arachnida; Sarcoptiformes; Oppiidae.